GUUCAGAGGUCGCCGCCGCCGCUGCCGCCGCCGGCCCCCGCGAUGGCCAUCUUCAGCGUGUACGUGGUGAACAAGGCCGGGGGCCUGAUCUACCAGCUGGACCACUACGCGCCCCGGGCCGAGGCCGAGAAGACCUUCAGCUUCCCGCUCGAGCUGGUGCUCCGCCCGCACGACGAGCGCGUCCUGGUGGCCUUCGGGCAGCGCGCACUCUACUGGCACAACUAGAGCAAACUGGGCCACGCCGUGCUCGCCCUCAACGGGGUCGACGUCAACGGGAGGCUCACGGGCGACGGGAAGGACGUGAUGGAGUACCUGAGCAACCCCGCCAACUACCCGGUCUCGAUCCGCUUUGGGCGCCCGCGGCUGACCUCCAACGAGAAGCUCAUGCUGGCCUCCAUGUUCCACUCGCUCUUCGCCAUCGGCUCCCAGCUUUCCCCCGAGCAGGGGAGCUCCGGGAUCGAGAUGCUGGAGACGGACACCUUCAAGCUGCACUGCUUCCAGACCCUGACCGGGAUCAAAUUUGUGGUACUUGCUGAUCCAAGGCAAUCUGGGAUAGAUUCCCUUCUGCGCAAGAUCUAUGAGAUUUACUCAGACUUUGCUUUGAAAAACCCUUUCUACUCUUUAGAGAUGCCAAUCAGAUGUGAGCUCUUCGAUCAGAACCUGAAACUUGCACUGGAGGUAGCAGAGAAAGCAGGACCAUUUGGACCAGGGUUAUAGGCCCUCCCUCACAUCAGCCGCCAGAUGGACUUCUCAGGACAGUGGAGUCUUCGGCUAGAAGGAUGUGGCUCUGGUGGCAGUUUGAGAGGACCGAACAGGUGACAGCACCGUGGCAAACCUCUGCUGCCAUCUUAAAAAGAAACAAGGCCACACCCUCUCUUCAAAAAGUAGGAUGUACAAAAUAUAUGUUUGUCUGUCACACUGUACAUGUCUAAUUUAUUAUUGGGGCAUUAAGUACUGCUUGUGUUAAUAAAGCAUUCUAUAAAGAGAAGAUUC
Molecule: messenger RNA, 993 nt
Organism: Pogona vitticeps (central bearded dragon)
Lineage: Eukaryota; Metazoa; Chordata; Lepidosauria; Squamata; Agamidae
Source: RefSeq, a predicted model, not a curated record